AUGGACUCUGCGGACACAUUUCACCUGCACACGUUUUAUUCGUCAUCAUGCUGCCAGCGUAUUAUUAUUGCUGCCCAGCUUAAGUCGAUUCCUCUCAAAUUUUCAUAUAUAAACCUCACAAAAGACGAGCAGCGAAAAGACGAUUAUAUGAGAAGAUUCAAUCCAAGCGGGAGCGUCCCUACUCUUGUGGUCUCUAGUGACACUCGUCCAGAGUUGAUUAUUCGACAGUCUGCUACAGUACUGGAAUACUUCGAAGAGCGUUUUCCUACCCAGCACCCAUUACUUCCACCAACAGACCAGCCUAUGCACCGUGCACUUGUACGAGAUUUCGUCAAUAUCAUUACAAAUGACGUUCAGCCGCCAACAAACUCCCGAAUUGCAAAGCGCAUAAGGGCGCUUCGGGGUAAACUUGAUGAUCAAAUUGAGUUUGUUAAGACUGUAUUUAUUGAUGGAUUAGGAGCUUAUGAAGCUCUACUCGUUCAAACAGGGGCUGAGUCGCAGAGCAGGGGUUUCACAGUAGGAGAGGAAAUUACAAUGGCAGACAUCUGCCUCAUUCCAGCGGUAGACCAAGCCUUGAUUUACAAGUUAGAUUUGGGGUUUGUUCCUAACAUAAUGAGAAUCUACGAGAAUCUCAAGAAAAUGGCAGCAUUUCAAGCAGCUGACUGGAGACGGCAGGAGGAUACACCUGAGGAGCAUAGAGUUUAG
Molecule: messenger RNA, 705 nt
Organism: Drechmeria coniospora
Lineage: Eukaryota; Fungi; Ascomycota; Sordariomycetes; Hypocreales; Ophiocordycipitaceae
Exons: 1
Coding region: 1-705 (234 amino acids)
Biological process (GO): L-phenylalanine catabolic process; glutathione metabolic process
Cellular component (GO): mitochondrion
Molecular function (GO): maleylacetoacetate isomerase activity; glutathione transferase activity
Source: RefSeq, a predicted model, not a curated record